This is a messenger RNA of Humulus lupulus (European hop), 2325 nucleotides long. Its product is annotated as G-type lectin S-receptor-like serine/threonine-protein kinase LECRK1. Gene Ontology annotation, molecular function: protein serine/threonine kinase activity; ATP binding. Bases 1 to 2325 code for a protein of 774 amino acids. Gene Ontology annotation, biological process: protein phosphorylation; recognition of pollen. NCBI's taxonomy places the organism in Eukaryota, Viridiplantae, Streptophyta, Magnoliopsida, Rosales, Cannabaceae. The record is from RefSeq and is a predicted model, not a curated record. The transcript has a single exon.
AUGGGAGCAUUAACAUUAGCUUUCUUCUUUCUUGUAGUGACUAACAUCCCUAUAGUAUUUGCUCAACAAAAAGAGAACAAAAUCAGCUUAGGCCUUUCUCUCUCUCCCAAUACCAAUAACUCAUAUUGGUUAUCAAACUCUGGCAAGUUUGCAUUUGGCUUCUACAAAAUACAAAACAAUGGCUUUGCAGUUGGAAUCUGGUUUGAGCAAAUUAAUCAGAAAACAAUCGUAUGGACAGCCAACCGGGAUAGCCCUCCAUUGUCCAUUGAUGAUACACUGCUUUUAAAUAGUGAAGGAAGACUUGUUUUGCUAGAUAAACAAGGCCUACAAAAGGUCAUCAUUGCCAAUUCCACUCAGAUUGUAGCCUCAGCUUCCAUGCUCGAUUCUGGUAAUUUCGUCCUCCACAACUCGAAUUCAACCAUCAUUUGGCAGAGUUUCGAUUAUCCUACGGAUACCCUUUUGCCAGGGCAGUCUCUUGUGGCUGGAAACCAGUUAGUCUCAGCUGUUUCCGAAACAAAUCGCUCCACUGGAAGAUUUCGGCUAUAUCUGCAGGCCAAUGGAGAUUUGGGGCAGUACCCGGCAAUCUAUCAAGGUGGAUCGUUACUGGAGCAGCAGUACUGGAGUUUAGAUACUGAAGGAGACAACUUAAGUCUGAAUCUUGAUUCUAAUGGCCAAUUAUACUUAGUCAAUUCUACAGGUCUUAAUGUAAAGAAUGUUAUUGAAUCUCGAAGCCUAGUUAUGUGUCGUUUGACAAUAGAUGCAGAUGGAAUACUUAGAUUGUACUCUCAUAAUUUGGUUAAGAACAGCAGUUGGUUAGCUGUUUGGAGUUCAACUAGCAAUAAGUGUGCUCCUAUUGGUUUAUGCGGCUUGAAUUCAUAUUGUGAGUUAGUUGAUCAAGAGCCUGUCUGUUUGUGUCUUCCUGGUUUAGAUUACAUCGAUCGGAGCCAGAAGACUUCAGGCUGCAAAAGGAAUUCAACAAUGGAUGACUGUGACAAAGCUGUUUCGGCAGUGGAAUUGGAUGGAAUGGAAUGGGAGCCGGACUCUUAUGCAGUCAUUCCCUUGGUGGACAAGGAAACUUGUGUAAAGAGCUGCUUGAGAGACUGCACCUGCCAAAUUGCUUUUUUUAAUAGCGAAGGGUGUUACAAAUACAAGUUUCCCUUGAGAUUUUCCAAAGUGGGGAGAAAAGGCUUUGAUACAACCAUCAUCAAGGUCCAUAAUGGAAGCUUCACUAAUGCAGGGACAGAUCAAGAAAGCAAACAAGGUGGAAGAAGGAAUAUCUUGAUCAUUGGCUUUGCUUGUUUAAGUUUUUCAUUAAGUUUCCUAUUAUUUUCUGUGUUCCUUCUUUGCAGAAACCGUUACCGACCUUAUGAUAAAGUUAUUCAUAAUACAAUGGCUGAUGAAGUACUCUCUCAGAGGUCAUUUACUUACCACGAACUCGAGCUUGCAACCAAUGGCUUUGCUGAAAAGUUGGGUCAGGGUGCUUUUGGGACGGUCUUCAAAGGAAUGUUGCCAUAUGGAGAGAGAGCCAUUGCUGUGAAAAGACUAGAGAAAUUUUCAGCAGAAGGAGAAGUUGAAUUUCUCAACGAAAUGAGGUCCAUAGGAAGAACUCACCAUCGAAACUUGCUUCGUUUGCUUGGCUUCUGCCAUGAAGGCCCCAACAGGAUGCUAGUAUAUGACUUCAUGACUAAUGGAUCUCUUGCAAACUUUCUCUACAAACCUGAGGUGAAGCCAAACUGGAAUGAAAGAGUUUGCAUAGCUAUGGGGGUAGCCAGAGGACUCUUAUAUCUUCAUGAAGAAUGUGAGAAUCAAAUCCUUCAUUGUGACAUAAAUCCCAACAACAUAUUGAUCGACGAAAACCGUUGUGCUAAGAUUGCAGAUUUUGGAUUGGCUAAGUUGUUGAUGCCUGAUCAAACAAGGACAAUGACUGGUAUUAAAGGAACAAGAGGAUUUGUUGCUCCAGAGUGGUACAAGAACAUGCCUAUUACAGCAAAAGCAGAUGUUUACAGCUUUGGAAUUGUUCUGUUGGUCAUCAUAUGUUGUCGCCCACAUGUUGCUGUGAAGGUGCCUGAGAAAGAAGCCAUCUUAGUAGACUGGGUUUAUGAGUGUUUCCAGGCUAAUGAAGUGGGAAAUCUGGUGCGAGAUGAAGAAGUGGACGAGCAUGAAGUCGAAAAAAUGGUGAAAAUUGGACUCUGGUGCGUCCAAGAAGAUCCAACAAUUCGUCCAGGAAUGAAGAAAGUGAUGGCCAUGUUUGAAGGGUCUGUGGACAUUCUUGUUCCUCCCAUUUUAACCUCUUACAGCAGUGCCUCACGCAUCUUAACUAGUUAA